Messenger RNA from Centruroides sculpturatus (bark scorpion), 643 nucleotides. Its product is annotated as Fanconi anemia group A protein-like. Lineage: Eukaryota; Metazoa; Arthropoda; Arachnida; Scorpiones; Buthidae. The record is from RefSeq and is a predicted model, not a curated record. The transcript has 4 exons. The coding region runs from base 11 to 304 and encodes 97 amino acids.
UUGCCAAAUUAUGUUUGAAUCACUUUUACAGAAAAUAUGCAGUAAUGAAAGUCAAAUAUAUUCUGAAAAGAAAUGUGUUAAUAUUGUACAAAUCAUGUGUGAUAGUCCUGUUGUUGAUUCCACUACUCUUCUGGCAUUUUGCAAAUUUUCUUUAAACUACAUUCUUAGCCAUAAUCCAGUUUUAAAAGCUUCUCAAGCAAUUUCAGAUCAGCAUAAAUGGUCAUUUAAGAAUAGUAAUACAUGCUUUGUCUCAACUGUGAGAAAGGUUAAAUGUUAUCUUUUUUCUAAUCUUAGUAAUUUAUAAAUUUAUUUAUAUAAUGAAACAUCAAAUAUGGAAUUUGAGCUUUUUACUUUUUAACUUCAGCAAAUAAUGAACACAUAAUUGAAUAUCAUAUGAUGAAUUAUAUAAAUAAAAAAUACAGCUGUCCCUUGAAAGUCCGACGUUUUGUAAUCUGACAUGCUCAGUAGUCCGACGCACCUCCCAUCAAUGUACCCGUCCCCAUUACGUGUCUGCUUUCACAGAAGCAUGUUGCGACGUGAAUCUCCCCACCCAAUUCUUACACGAUGACACACAUUUCGUGUUUUUUCCGUGAGCAGUUCUGUUUGAACAGUUGGAGUAGGGAAUAUUGUAGGCUACUGCUAG